Molecule: messenger RNA, 3699 nt
Organism: Orbicella faveolata
Lineage: Eukaryota; Metazoa; Cnidaria; Anthozoa; Scleractinia; Merulinidae
Cellular component (GO): extracellular region
Molecular function (GO): peptidase inhibitor activity
Source: RefSeq, a predicted model, not a curated record
AAAAGCACUGAUAGUUUGAUAAAACGAAUUCUGACCUAACAACUAAUUGCUUGUUUUCCAAUCCACGUACCAGUAAUUCCCAGGUGUCUGCUGGAAGAGGUCUCAUCCUUUCUGGCUGAAAAAGGAAUUCCCGGAUCAAGGAACGUUACUUCGCAUACUCCACGCUGCCGACUCGACCACAGUUUCGAUUGCCAUCAACUAUGGCCAGCACUAGGUUUGUCAUGGCGGGCAGACAGUCAAGGCCGCAUGAUGGAGAACACACUGACCAAAGGCAAACCUAAGUGUCCGUUGAAGAGAGUUUCUAGGAAAGCUCUUGUGUGCGUCCCUGGGGAAAAGAUAUUUCAUUGCAAGCGAAGAACCACUCUUUCUUUUUUGGACAUCAAGCUGAGUCGCAGCGCAGCUCCUGGCCACAGGUGUCAUCAUCGGGGAAGAAACGAAGACAACAGCACAUUACCCAAUGAUCAUCGCUGCAAUGCAACCAAAGUGAUCGGAAAAAUCCUCAAACGUUGCCAGGGGAGACGGGAAUGUUGGAUCAACCUCAGUGAACGAUUCCUCGGGAAGGCGUGCGUUAGGGAAGUGAAAUUCCUUCUGGUUAAUUUCACUUGUGAUCAGAGAGAUAUCAACAUGACUGAAGAAUCAGAAAUCAAAGAAGAUCUAAUGUACAGGCGAUGGGAUGACAUGGAUCAUAUCUGCACCGACGACGACAGUGAAGAUACUAACGACGACGUAGACUUCGAUGAUGACGAUGAUGGCAUUCGCAGCAGUGGUGACAGUGGCAUGGACUCUGAAAGAGAUGAUUAUGACGGCAGUGGUGAUUUCAAUGAUGAUGACAACGACGAUGAUGACUACCUUCUAGAUGAAAAUGAUGACGAUGUUGAAGACACUUUCGAGGACGAUGUCGUCCGGCGCUUCCAGUCCAUGGAUAUCGUGAGCUCUAGCAACUUGUUGAAUGGAAUGCGCCGUGGAGUGAAGCGUGGACGGCAACAUUGCCCGCGCGUUAACUGGCUUAAAGAGCCUGACUUGUACAAGGAAUUCGAUUUUAACCCACCUUCAGUUUGUCCAAAGAAUGAACCAAUACAGUCGAAAUGCAGCCCAAACCUAUGCAAACUUGUCAAGUGUGAAGAUAGUAAAAACGUCAGCUGUAGAGUCAAUCCAUGUGGUUCCUGCAGACCAGAGUGCUAUGACGUCAAAGGAAACCGAGUACAAAGUCCACGCGCCUUAACAAAGUGUGAGAACAAACGCCUGGAAAUCAAAUACCGACACUCUGAUGAAAUAAGCGUUGUUCCGAGAUGCAAUAAAGAUGGUAGCUUUGCUGAGAUUCAAUGUAGUCCAAGGGUGAACAAAUGCUGGUGUGUUAAUGAACAUGGAAGAGAAAGGAAUGGUACUAGGCAAACGGGAAAACCAACAAAUUGCAAAGCCUCGGGUCCAGUUCUGUCUUCAUGUCAGUCAUCCGUGCAAAACAUCAAGAACCUUAAGAAGCACUUGAGGAAGAUGGCGGUAAACUACAACGAGACAGCAAAGACCUUGAAAUCCAAAGCUGAAAACAUGACCCAAUGGAUACAACAACAACCCAAUCAACAGCAAAACCAAAGCGGGCGUUACCACAAACGAUACAUCAGAUAUCAAGCAAACCGGGCAAGAAUGUGCCGCGUGGUAGCAAGAAAGACAAUGAAGAUGGUGAAGCACAUCGCUGAGCCUAAAUGCGAUGUAGACGGGAAUUACGAAAGAAUCCAGUGUGAAUCGUCAGGGAAGUGGUGUUGGUGCGUCAAUGAAAACGGAAGGAGAGUAGGAUCGAUGAAACCGCUAAAAAAGCUAAACUGCUCCCGCUCUGAUAAAGGAAGACAAAAACUUUGCCCUUCUGUGUCUAGCUUUGGAUCAGGCGUGGCACAAAAUAGACCAAGGCCAUGCAGAAACGACAAUGACUGUUCUGACUCUAAAGUAUGUUGCAAGACUAGCCAAAGCGGAGAGCGAGGUUGCGUGGAUCCGCCUCCAGAGAUGCCAGACAUCAAACCGGGAAAGUGUCCCGAGAUGCCUAAUUCCAUCAACUACUCCUGUCCAUCCAAAUGCAAGACCGAUGCAGACUGCCGAGGGGACAUGAAGUGCUGUGGAAUGGGAUGCGGCAAGAGAUGCAUUCCUGCCAACAAGCCCGUGUGCCCCAAGGGCAAGCCGUUCAAACUGUGCAUAUACGACAAAUGCCUGUCAUCUCCAGGCUGUCCCAGCCAUCCAUCAGCCUGUUGUCGUAUGAAUUACUGUGGAGGUUGCACUGCUGAAUAUUUCGAUGAAAAUGAUCGCAAAAUUGACUGUGCUAAAGCAACCCAAUGCCAGAAGCAGAGACAUGCGGCGACAGAAAAUUAUAAAAGGAAGUUUCUUCAAGUCUAUGGUAAAAUGCCACUUGGCGUUCCAGGAUCUCCUCAAGAAAGAAAUGGAACUGGGAAAGGUGAGAGACAACGAGGCAACCAGGGAGGAAGGCAAGAGGACAACCAACGUGGGCGACAAUGGAAUGGUAAUGGAAAUGGUCAGGGCGGAAUGCCAGGUGGAGAUAGCAGAGGAGGACACGAUGAUGGUCAAAGUGGCGCACCAGGUGACCCUCAACAAGGAGGAAAUGGAGGAAAUCAGGGUGGGACUCAAAGUGGAGUCCACAGUGGAGCUCCACAUAGCAGUCGAAGUAGUUCAGAUGGAAGCCAACGUGCUGGAGGAGAUAGGAGUGGCCAUGGCCAAGGCUCUGGGGGAGAUCGCAGUGACAGCAGAGAAAGGAACGAUGGUAGAAACGCUGGAGGACAAAAUGAACGAGAUAGUGGGCGUGGCCAUCAAAACCAAGACCAAAGAAGGCAGCCGGAUCUUGGUGUAUUCAUUCCAGAGUGUAAUCCGAAAGAUGGAGCCUUCUUAGUGGAGCAGUGCAACAUUACUGCUGGUGUGUGCUGGUGUGUCGAUGAAAAGGGGCAAGAAAAGCCCAAUACGCGUGCGCGUAUAAAGCCAGGAACACGAGACUGCAAGGCUGCAAUAACCAAAAGCAAUGAGCAAAGCAAAGGUGUGCAUGGGCGAAAGAACAACGGCCAUCAGAAAACAAAGAGAGUUGCGAAACUGAACAUUAGACUGAGGGCGAAUUUUGACGACAUCAUUGGGAAAGAAGAACAGUUUAUCAACAACUUUAAAGAUGAAGUGGUCAGGGUCACUAACGUCAAGAGGGAGCGAAUUCAAAAUGUUGAGAUUUCAAGGGGAAGCAUCAAAGUGCAAUUCGAGAUCGUCGAGGAGGAGGACUCGGCUCCACUUGAAGAAAUUGUGGAUAAAAUGGAGACAGAGGUGACAUCCAGGGGCUUUGUGGUCAAGAUGGACGACAAAGAAUAUCGUUCUGACGGCACAUUUCACGCUGAGGUGCGCAAUCCGCAUAACGAUGACACGGUCGACUCUGUUCACAAGCGGCAGCUGUCGUCAGUUGAGGCGAUUGCCAUUGGUUCCUGCGCGGCCAUUUGUUUACUGGGAACAGCGGUGUUCGUCUGGAAGUUCUACUGCCGUGGGAGAAAGAAAUUAGAGCCUGAAGGCUGGAAGGACAUGGUCGAAAAGAAACCUCCGGAGGUGCAGUUCUACAUACCAGAGGCUGUGCCAGCCGUGACCGCCAGCAUGACCUCUUCUUGUAAGGAGCCUUUUCCAAGGGGCAAGGCUGUCGAAGCGAUGCCGGAACCCAGCAUUUAAGCACAAUUU